CUCUUCCAGAACAACGAUGCUAUAUGUGACAAGGCAACACCUAAAUGCUUUAGAUCAAGAGAUAACAGACUGAUGAGAGGAGGAGGCAGCAUAUUCCUCCAGCGAGGGGCCUGCAGUUGGGGACCUGCUCGCCCUGAUUCAUCUUGCCGCUGCCUUCCCUGACCAUUGGGAACGCUUCUGAUGGCACCAACUCCUGGCAGCGCCCUGAGGAGCAUCCUCUGUAGGCAUCUUCUCUUCUCUCUCCUGGUUCUGUGUUUCUUUUGUGAUGCUUGUAAGAAAGUCGUUCUUAAAGUCCCCUCUCAUCUUCAGGCUGACACAUUUGUAGGCAGAGUUAAUCUAGAGGAGUGUCUUAAAUCUGCUGACCUCAUCCAUUCAAGUGAUCCUGACUUCAGAAUUCUGGAAGAUGGUUCAGUGUAUACAACAAAAAACGUUGAGUUGUCUUCUGAGGAAACAACCUUUGCUAUUUUGCUCUCAGACUCUCAGAAACAGGAAGAAAAAAAGAUAGAGAUUGUACUGUUAGCCGCAGAAAAGAAGAUACCUAUGAAAAGACAUACAAAAGACAGAGCUCUUAAGAGAACCAAAAGAAGAUGGGCUCCAAUUCCAUGUUCAAUAAUGGAAAACUCAUUAGGUCCAUUUCCACAACAAAUUCAACAGAUCCAGUCUGAUUCUGCACAAAACUACACCAUCUAUUAUUCGAUAAGUGGACCUGGAGUAGAUAAGGAGCCCUUCAAUUUAUUCUACAUUGAGAGAGACACAGGGGAUAUCUUUUGUACACGUGCUGUAGAUCGUGAGACAUAUGACAGCUUUCUGAUAACUGGUUAUGCAACAACACCAGAUGGUUACUCAACAGAUCUGCCACUCCCACUUCUGAUCAAAGUUGAAGAUGACAAUGAUAAUGCCCCAUGUUUUGAAGAUAUGAUUACUUUUAAUGUGAUAGAAAAUUGCAGAGUGGGUACGUCAGUAGGACAAGUGGUGGCCACGGACAGGGAUGAGCCUGAUACACUACAUACUCGUCUGAAAUAUACCAUUUUGAAGCAGAUUCCAGAAAACCCAAAACAUUUUGCAAUCCAUCCAGAUACGGGUGUGAUCACUACCAUAUUGACACCUGACAGAGAAGCAUGUCCUACAUAUAUAUUGCAUGUUGAAGCACGAGAUAUGGCUGGCCAGAGUUUUGGUUUAUCAAGUACAGCAACACUGACUAUUGACAUUAGAGAUGAAAAUGACAAUGCUCCAACUUUCCGAAAAACUUCUUAUGUGACAGAGGUGGAAGAAAAUAGAAUCAAUGUAGAAAUUCUGCGUGUGGACAUAGAGGACAAGGAUUUACCCAACACUCCUCAUUCAAGAGCUAAAUACAUUAUCCUAAAGGGAAAUGAAAAUGGACAAUUCCAAAUUACUACUGAUCCUAAUACAAAUGCAGGCAUCUUAUGUGUUGUCAAGCCACUGGAUUAUGAAGCCACUCGCCAAGUUAUUCUACAACUUGGUGUAGUUAAUGAAGCUGAGUUCUCUAAAGGAACAAGCUCCAGAGGCAUUACGACUUGCACAACUUCUGUCAUUGUCAAUGUCAAAGAUACUGAUGAGGGACCUGAAUGCCAGCCUCCUGUAAAAGUUAUAGCAUCUAAAGAUGGUAUGGUGUCUGGGAAAGAAAUCCGUGGGUAUACAGCACGGGAUCCAGAAACCCACAGUAAUGAAGGCUUGAUGUAUCAGAAGCUAAAAGACGAAGAUGGUUGGUUUGAAAUUAAUAAAAACACAGGGAACUUGGUAACCACUAAAGUCCUGGAUAGAGAGUCACCAUUUGUAAAAAAUGACCAAUACAAUGUCACAGUGCUUGUGACAGAUAAGGUUGGAAGAUCAUGCACGGGAACAUUGGUAGUACGUUUGGAAGAUGAAAAUGAUAAUUCACCAAUAAUUAAGAAAAAUGUGACAAUUUGCCGUCAUGGGGAUGAAGGUGGUGUGAUAGAAGCUGUGGAUCAUGAUGGACCAACAAAUGGUCCGCCUUUUAAAUAUAUUGGUAAUCAGUCUAGUAAACUUUGGACAAUACAAAAAAAGUCUGAUACGUCUGUCUUAAUUCAUCCAAAGGAAGGUCUCAAGAGUGAUUUUUAUUCAGUGCCCAUUAAAGUAGAAGAUCGACAUGGCCUUGCUCGAGUAUCUCAUUUAGAAGUCAGAUUGUGUGAUUGUACUUUACCGAGUGAUUGUAAGAUGAUACCUGGUCAGUGGAGAGAUAUAUCACCUUCAAAUAUACAUCUUGGAAAAUGGGCUAUCCUUGCAAUGGUGCUGGGUUCUGCACUGCUACUAUGUGUCCUGUUUACAUGUUUCUGUGUUACCACUAAGAAGACAGUACAAAAAUGUUUUCCAGAAGAUAUAGCUCAACAGAAUUUAAUUGUAUCAAACACAGAAGCCCCAGGAGAAGAAGUGAUGGAAGCAAAUAUUAGACUCCCCACACAGACUACAAAUAUUUGUGAGCCAGUUAUCUGCACUGGGACGCUUGGUGGACAGGGAACCAAAACUGGUGGACAGCAAAGUUUUGAAAUGGUCAAAGGUUACACCUUAGAAUCAACCAAAAGUGGAGGACAUCAGACACUGGAAUCAUAUAAAGGAUCAGGACAGGGACUGGUGGAUACUGGCAGAUAUGCAUAUACUGAUUGGCAUAGUUUUACACAGCCUCGCCUUGGUGAAAAGGUGUAUCACUGUGGACAGGAUGAAGAGCAUAAGUAUUCUAAAGACUAUGUCCUUCCAUAUAACUAUGAAGGAAAAGGAUCUGUAGCUGGCUCUGUAGGCUGUUGCAGUGAUCGGCAGGAUGAAGAGGGACUUGAGUUUUUAGAUCAUCUGGAACCCAAAUUUAGGACAUUAGCAAAGACAUGCAUAAAGAAAUAAAGUGGGAGGCAGUGGAGUGUUGCGGAAAGAGAACACAAUUUGGAGUCAAAUGACUGGGUUCAAAACCUGAUUGUUACUUACUAACCCGUGCUACCUUUAGGAGGUCAGUGAAAUCAAGUGUCUGUAAAGUGCUUUGUAAAUACUAAUGCAACAUGUAAGUGUGAGCUAAUAGUAGUAUUACUAAGCCAUAAUGUCUCUGGGCCUCAGUUUCCUCAUUUGCAAAAUGAGGAUUUGGAGUUGGUCCUUUCCAACUCUGAAUCAUAUGAUCCUAGUUGACAAUUAUAAAUAAUUCUUUACAAGUUUUUCACAGGGAUUGUAAGUAGCAUUUUUUUUGUCAGAAUUCUCUCUCUCUCUCUCUCUCUCGAUCUAUAUAGCAGUCUCUCUGUCUCUCCCUCAUCUUUCUUUCUCUUUACAAAAGGUAAAUUUCAUCAAGGUUUGACUCAGUUUUCAUUUUAAAAUGUUUUCAGUUAUUCCCUUUUUUCACUUAACACAACACAUUGUCUCUCUUUGCUAUGCUUUAAUACAGAACAAGCAAGUGAAAUCCACUUGGAAUAUUUUAUGCAAUCUUAUAUACUAUGUUUCUUUUCUAUGAAUAGAGAUACCUGGGGAAUGAAUAGAUUGUGAAGGGUAAUGAAAUAUCAAUUUUAAGCUUGUUUAAUUAUGAGUGAGUCCUUUCACUCUGAUUUAAUUAAUAUAAAUGUAAGAAUUUUAAUAUCCAAGAAAGAAGUGAGAAAUGUUGGAGCUGUCCUGGGAACAGGAAGGUCUAGAUUCACGUUUCACCCUGAUACAUACGGGCUGGGUGAUCCUUACCUUCUCAGUGCCCUAGGCAGCUCUCUAAGGACUAUAUAUCGUAGAGAAGGUGCACAUAGCUGUACAGUGGAAGGAGUUUCCUCUCCAGAGAGUUCUUUAUACCAAUGAAAUCACAGGUCCUAUCCCUUAACUAGUAACUGCCAAUAUUCCUUUGUGGAUUCUUUGGCUUUACAAUCAAAGGUCAGCUUCAAGCAUCUUACCCCAGAUAGCUGAGCUGGCUUGAAAUAAGUGUAAUUCUCCUUCAUAUAUAUAUAUAUAUAUAUUCACAACCGAAUUUUUGUCAUUAGAAUAUGGCAUAGGUAAUUUAUUGUAUCCCUCUGUGUACAAGGCAUUGUGUAAAUGCAAAACGAGAUAAGAAAAGAACAUUGGGAUUACUGAAAUUUCCUUACUACAGUCAGAGAAAUGAAAAUAAAACCAAUUUUUAAGUUCUUUCAGGAAAUGAAAAAAAAUUAAAACUGAUGUAUAUAUGUAAAAUUAUUCAAGUGAUUUUGUUUUAGUUUUAAACUUCUCAAUUAUACAUCAGUCCAGAAAAGAGCAGAGAUUUUUUUUUAAACAAAUAUUUGUUAAGAGAUUUUAUUAUUAGACUUGAAAUAUCUAUGGAUAAAAACUGCAUAUGUCCUGGAGAUGAUUUUCUGUCCAGAAAAAAAGGUUUCUCUUUGUCAAUUAAUUGGUUAGAUAGUGAAUAGGGUACCUAGUUGGGCUUUUUUGUUUCUGUUGCCUCAUUUUCUCCUCAGUGGCAAUUUCCAGUCUGUGUGUUCCUUAAAAUGAAAGUGGAUGUUGGAGCAAAAGAAAGAAAUCAAUAUCUUACAUAUGAUGUUAUAAAUGUUAUACAUAUGCUACAUGUGAAAUAACAUUUUUAAAUAACAAGCUUAAGAUAUGAUAAAUGACACAACUAUAACUGACUUGUUACACUGAAGACAUUUCCAAAGGCAUUUCUGCAUCUAAUUUGUACAGUAACUCCCAGGAAAGAUGGUAGUACUGGUAGGAAUGUGAUAAGGAUUAAUUAGCAACAUGAAAAGCUAUUUGCAUGCAGUUUUGUGGAGAAAGUUUUCUGAAUAAGGAGAAAAAGGUAACUGCUGCACCAUUAAUUUAUUCCCAGCUUUAUUUUCUAUACUACACUGUCCUCAAAGCUGUUUUAGGGAAGGAACAAGAGUGGAAGUGUGUGUCUAAACAUCAUUGCAUAAAAGACCAAUGAUUUUGGUGGUGUGGGAUCUCCCUCCACCAAGGCAGAUUACAGCUCAGUUUUAGCUCAUUGUCGUGGAGGUUCAGAGAGGUUUCAUAUCUUGUACUAACAAUAAAUGUCGGAAAUCAGAUUUGAACCCAGGUCUUCCUGACUUCAAAUCAAGCACAUUAUCUACUACAGCUUAUUUACUUUCAUGAAUGUGAACAUAAAAUUUUAUGUUUCAAAGAUGUAUUUCUGCUUCAACUAAGAGAAGCCAUUGUUAAAAUUCAGGGGGGAAAAAUUGUGCAGAAGUCUGGGAGACAAAGGAAUUCUGAGAUGAUUUUCACUGUUUUAAAAAACACUUGGAUAUCAUUAGUUUUUACCUCUCAGAAAUACCAAUUUAUAUUCUGUGUUAAAAACUAAUGUGAUUCUGAAGACAGUGCCAUGACUGAAAUUAUAAUGUGUUUAUGGCAGACGUUUCAGAAUUUAAGAUGUCCUACAAAUUAAUAAGCUAAGACUUAUUAAUCUAUACAAUUAUUUUCUGUACUUCUAGUGUCUCAAUCCUUAAAAACAGGUAUCAAAGGGAACAAAUAGUCAGUGGUAGGGUGGGAAAGAACUGUAUUUUGCAAUAAAUUUACUUUUUUCUCCUUU
Molecule: messenger RNA, 5494 nt
Organism: Phascolarctos cinereus (koala)
Lineage: Eukaryota; Metazoa; Chordata; Mammalia; Diprotodontia; Phascolarctidae
Gene: DSC1
Product: desmocollin 1
Biological process (GO): homophilic cell-cell adhesion
Cellular component (GO): desmosome; plasma membrane
Molecular function (GO): calcium ion binding
Source: RefSeq, a predicted model, not a curated record